This is a messenger RNA of Fusarium graminearum PH-1, 651 nucleotides long. RefSeq lists its product as uncharacterized. Gene Ontology annotation, cellular component: cytoplasm. NCBI's taxonomy places the organism in Eukaryota, Fungi, Ascomycota, Sordariomycetes, Hypocreales, Nectriaceae. The coding region runs from base 1 to 651 and encodes 216 amino acids. Gene Ontology annotation, biological process: regulation of translational initiation. The transcript has 4 exons. The record is from RefSeq and is a predicted model, not a curated record.
AUGGCAGCAAAAAGAGCAGCACAAUCUAUUCUGCCUAAAUCACAGCCCCCUUCCUGGACGCCCUCAAAGCGCAUCUCGGAAUUCAUAGCACACGUUUCCCCCGUAACAUGUCCCUCGCAGGCCUCGUCGUACGUCGAUUCUCUACUCGAAUCAGAUAAACGCAUACGCAAUGCAACACACAACAUCACAGCGUGGCGUAUCAGAGGUGACGGUCCUGGCCAUCAGCAGUUUAAUGACGAUGGUGAGACGGGAGCCGGGUCCCGUCUUCUGCAGCUUAUGCAGUCGAUGGAUCUCUGGGAUUCCAUGGUGGUUGUUACACGGUGGUAUGGCGGUACCCAUCUGGGGUCCAAAAGAUUCAGGUUUAUCACUGCUGCGGCGAGCGAUGCUUUUGCCAGGGCUGGUAUGGAUGGGAAUAAGAAAGAGGAAAAGUCCAAAGGAAAGAAAAGAAAGCUAUUUAUUUUUGUACACCGAGACUUGAGAGAAAAGGCUGUCGAUCCUCUUCUUGCUCGUCUCAACAGUUGUGAUGAAUUUGACUGGGCUCAUGCUGUCGGUCAAUCGGGUACUCGCGGCCAGGUUGGUCUCACGAAAGACUUUCCAGAGCUUUCGGAGCAUCCAUCUUGGAUGACUCGCAACCUCAUUUCUAUACCCUAA